AGGAGGAUGGCUGUGAUCAGACCUCUCCAGCUAGUAGUCUUGUGGACAUCAGUGUUCUUUUCUAUGGCCUUUAACAUAGAUAUUGUAGGACAUAAGAUUUACAAUGGAUCGGGAUCCCAUGAAGACUUCUUUGGAUACAAGGUAUUGCAGUACCAGUCUGGAAGAGAGAAAGGGACUGUUGUCAGUGCACCACUUCAAAACAAUGGAACUGGUGGGGUCUUCCUGUGUAAUGACACAAGUCCACACUGCCAUCCCAUUCCACUACCGAGGGCAGCAGAAGCCGAUUCUGAAGAUUUUAUCAAGGCGGUUGGAAUGUCGGUCGCUGUCAGAACAAAACCAACUGUCCAGUUUACUGCCUGCAGUCCUUCAUGGAGUCAUGAGUGUGAUGGGACCCCCUAUCUCAACAGCAUCUGUUAUCAGUGGAGCAGCAGAGGCCAGGUCUCUAACAUCACCUCAGCUUUUAAAGAGUGCACAAAGCAAAUAGUGGAUCUAGUAUUCCUCUUUGAUGGAUCCACGAGCAUGAAGACAGAGGACUUCAGAAAAACUAAAGAGUUAAUCAAAACCAUCAUGAAUAAGAUGCAGAACACAUCAAUUCAAUUUGCAGCAGUUCAGUUCUCUUCACAAUUCAAGACCGUUUUCACAUUUAAAGACUUCCAGGACAAGAAAGCCCUGAAAAAGCUGGACGAUGAACCACAAAUGAAAGCGCUGACAAACACACACCAGGCCUUGCGCUUCACUCUGUUGAAUCUAUUUGACAAACAAGAGAGUGGUAGACACCCAGAUGCAAUAAAGGCAGUGGUCAUCAUCACUGAUGGCAAUCCUUCAGACACUAACAAAAUGGGAGGAUACAUUUUAGAAAAAUAUGAAGCCAGACACAUCAUCCGAUUUGUCAUUGCGAAGGUUGGAAAAGUGGACAUGAAAAAACUCGAAAAAUUGGCAUCAGAGCCCAAAUCCAAUAAUUCCUUCUACAUUCAGGAUUAUGCUGGGCUGAAUGGUCUUCUGACAAACUUGCAAACGAAGAUCUUCAACAUAGAAGGCUCUAAACAGGACCUGGCUCAGACAUGGGAAAAAGGACUUUCACAGAGUGGAACGAGUGCUGAGUUUACUGAGGACACAUUGAUUCUAGGAUCAGUAGGAUCCAAUAACUGGAAAGGAUCUCUUUAUCAGAUUAAGGAUAAGGAUUCAUCUGAGAUAGAAAUUCAAGACCCAGACAUGAAGACUGACUCUUAUAUGGGCUACUCUGUUUCUGUUGGAAAGAAGAAUGGCGUUCCUUUGUACUUUACGGGUGCUCCCAGAUACAAACACAGGGGACAGGUCAUUGUCUUCAGCAACAUUGGAGGUCAAUGGAACGUCACAAAAAGAGUUGACAGUGAGCAGCUUGGAUCUUAUUUUGGGGCGGAGCUGUGUGCUGUUGACAUUGACUCUGAUGGCACCACUGACUUCCUGAUGGUCGGGGCUCCCCUCUAUUAUGAGCCUCAGAGAGAGGGCCGCAUGUAUGUGUAUGCCCUUACGGAAGAGAACAAUCUGGAGAAGAUGCAGAACAUUUCAGAGUCGUCUCAGGGCAGGUUUGCCUCCUCCAUGGCUUCCCUCAGGGACCUCAAUGGUGAUGGGCUCCAAGACCUGGCAGUGGGAGCCCCACUGGAGGACAACCAGAGAGGAGCCGUCUAUAUAUACCUCGGAGACAAAACUACGGGAAUUCGCCAAGAGUAUAGUCAGCGCAUCAGAGCGAAAAUGCUGUCAGAAGGUUUGCAGCAGUUUGGGGUGGCCAUUGAUGGGAAAUCUGACGUGAAUGGCCUGACGGAAAUUGCAGUGGGUGCUCGUGGACAGGUGGUUCUGCUAAAGUCCAAGCCCAUCUUUAGUGUGUCGCCGCACCUCUUAUUCAGCCCCUCAGAGAUCAGCAUCCAGCAGUUUGACUGCGCCAAGCACAAGGAGGAUUUCCCUGUGUUCUACGUGACCAUCUGCUUCAAGAUGAGCGAGCAAACCAGAAGCACAAACGAUGCACUGAGCAAAGGGAUUCAGUUGGACUAUGACCUGGUUGUUGAUUCCCAAAGACAAAACAGCCGAGGUUUCCUUGCUGUAAAAAAUGACACUGUGAGAAGUGUUCAGUCAAGGCUUCAUCUAAAUAAGAAUACAACUUGCCAAAAUCACACCAUCUAUAUGCCAACCUGUGUAAUGGACACACUGUCUCCUGUCGUGCUCAACGUGAACUUCUCCCAAGCUGAGAGCCAGCAGUCUUUUGGGAUUUUAAAUGUUGACAGCAAGAAAUUGGCCAUGGUGGAGGUGCCCUUUGAAAAAUCAUGUGGACACAAUGACACAUGUGUGGCAAAGCUAAAAAUGGACUUCAACUUCACCUCCCCACUGUUGUUGUUUACUGAUCAGGAGUAUUUACAUGUGAGAGUGGAACUGGCAAAUGAGGGUGAUGAUUCUUAUAACACCAGCCUCCUUUUCAAGUAUCCAGAAGGCCUGUCUCACUCAAAGUUAUCACCUAUCAAGCAAAACAAGAGAGCUGAAACUCUCUGUGCAGGAGACCCAGAGAAAACUGACCUCACCAUCUGCAGUGUGAGUCUUCCUGUCUUCCGCAGUGAAAGUUGGGCCAUAUUCAAUGGGUCAUUUUACAUCACCCCCAAUGUAGAUUGGAAUGAUUCAUUUGCAAUGACCAUCAUUGCACACAGUGACAAUGGGAAGGACUAUCCUGUAACAAUGACCAUUCCUGUACUUUUCGGUGUUGGCCUGAAAGUGAAGUUCUUAGACAUCCCUGGGGCCUCAACAAUAUACCUUGAUUACUCAUUAGAGGACAAAGGACCCAAAACACUUACACAUAUGUAUCAGGUAGCCAACAUGGGAAGGGUGCCUCUGCCGGUCACAGUAAAUUUUACCUUUCCAACAAAACCUGAGAACCACUUUGAAAUCCAUAAUUACAGAAUUUCACACAACAAGGGUAAUGAAACAAUCCAGUGUGAUGACCCUGAGGAUACAAGUACUCCGAACUGUACAGAGUGCAAGAUGGUGAGGUGUUUCAUUCGUACAUUAAAGAUCUCUGAGAGUGUCCUGUUCUGGCUGACUGCGGAUGCGGUCUUCAACCUCAGUCCAAAUAAAUAUACAUUCUCUGAAAUGAGAUAUAAGGUGGAAUACAAAAGUUCUGCGCAGAUCAGCUAUGAUGAAACACGUUACGUGCAGACUGGAAAUGACCAAACUGUUACUGGAGCAGUUCCAGACUUCCACAGGAAUCAGGGCGUAACCAAAGCUGAGUUCAUUGUCCCAAUCCACCAAACUUUGAUCAUAGGUUUAGCAAGUAGCGGAGGACUGUUACUGCUCAUCAUUAUUACUGGGGCUCUAUACAAGUGUGGAUUUUUCAAUAAAUCUGGACAAUAUAUACUUCAGCAAGGAGCUGACUCAAGAGAACCGGAGCUCACAGCAGUGUCCCAACUCAGAGGAACCAUACUGAGUGUGUGUCACUCACAGUUUGAGCCUCCUGCCUCUUGAGAAUUUGAGUUGAAAAAAGUACAGCCUGUUUUUUUACCACAACUUUAAAUAAAAAUGGCCCUUUAUGACUGUAUCUAAAUAUGAAACCUGCCUGGCAUACAAUAAAUGAUGAAAGUAGUUGCUGAUUAUGCUAAAAUGAUGAGUGCUACUUUAGUUGCUAGUAUUUAGUUGCUAUAGAAUAAUGAAAAAAUGAUGAGCGCUAAAUUGCAUGAUUUGAGCUCAGCUGGCAUUGCCUGUGAUGUGGAUGCGUCUCAGUGGGUUGCAAAAGUAUUCAACCCUCUUGAAAUUCAUCACCAUUUUCACAUUUUAAAAAGAUGUUAAACAUUUUUGCUCAAUUUGAACAUCUAAAAUAUUUCUGAUAUUUUUUCUACUGUAUUUGUGUUUUUUGUUGUUGUUGUUUAAAAAAAAAAAAAAAAAAAAAAAAAAACAUUAAUUAAAAGCUAAAAUAUGAAGUGUUCAACCUCCAGAGAUUUUGAGUUCCAGGUGAAGACAAGU
This is a messenger RNA of Alosa alosa (allis shad), 3978 nucleotides long. Its product is annotated as integrin alpha-L-like. The record is from RefSeq and is a predicted model, not a curated record. The coding region runs from base 7 to 3483 and encodes 1158 amino acids. The transcript is spliced from 31 exons. Gene Ontology annotation, biological process: cell-cell adhesion; cell adhesion mediated by integrin; cell-matrix adhesion. Gene Ontology annotation, molecular function: integrin binding. Gene Ontology annotation, cellular component: external side of plasma membrane; integrin complex. NCBI's taxonomy places the organism in Eukaryota, Metazoa, Chordata, Actinopteri, Clupeiformes, Clupeidae.